AUGUCUUCAGUAAAGGCCAGUGCCGUUAAAGCACUUCAGAAGGAACUGAAAGACCUCAGUGAAUUCCCAGUUGAGGGAUUCAAGGUAAUGGUGUCUGAAGAGGAAAAUCUUUUCGUCUGGGACGUUGCGAUAUUUGGGCCACCAAUGACUUUAUAUGAAGGCGGUUAUUUUAAGGCUCGAUUAUCUUUUCCGGAUGACUAUCCAUAUAGUCCCCCUACAAUGCACUUUCUAAGUAGGAUGUACCACCCCAACAUAUAUGAAAAUGGCGAGGUUUGUAUAUCAAUUUUGCAUUCGCCAGGAGAUGAUCCCCAAAGUGGUGAACUGCCUUCGGAGAGGUGGAAUCCGACACAAAAUGUCAGGACUGUGCUUUUAAGUGUAAUUUCCCUAUUAAAUGAACCAAACAUACAUUCAGCCGCUCAUGUUGAUGCUUCAGUAGCUUAUAGAAAGUGGAAGGAAUCUAAUGGAGUUGAGGAUGAGUACGAACGCAUAGUUAAGUCACUUGUUAUAGCAACUCAUGAAGAGGCUAAGAAGGAUGGUAUAACUGUUCCAACAACUGUCGAAGAGUAUUGUGUGAGUGAUGGUUUGUCCGAUUAUGGUGACGAUGAGUAUUAUGGCUCUGAUGGAGAUGAUGAAGAUGAAAGCUUGCCUACAGAUACAAAUGAAGAUCAACAAUCAGCAUUUAUGGGCGAAUGUUCUCAGGCGUCGAAAACUGAUUCUACAACGCAUGGAACUCACUCGAGUAAAUCAGAAAAUGUCCUAAAAACCACAUUACAUUCAUCAAUAAACUCGAGUGAAUCUUCGAGAGUUAUUGAUCAUCGGAUAUCAGGUGAAUGCAAUCGUGUGACUUCUCCGAGUUAA
Trichobilharzia regenti is the source of this 858-nucleotide messenger RNA. The record is from the annotation of a GenBank genome assembly. NCBI's taxonomy places the organism in Eukaryota, Metazoa, Platyhelminthes, Trematoda, Strigeidida, Schistosomatidae.